GGCGGGGAUCUGCCGGCGGUGUUGCGGUGCCGGCGGUGCGGCGGCGGAGAUGUGCGCGGCGGGGAGGCGCUGGGGCCGGCGGCAGCGAGUGCUGCUCUGGGGCGUCCUGCUGGCGGCCUGGGAGGCGGCGUGGGGGCAGCUGCGCUACUCGGUGCCCGAGGAGAUGCCCAAGGGCUCGUUCGUGGGCGACGUGGCCAACGACCUGGGGCUGCAGCUGCCGGCGCUCCCAGACAGCGGUGUCCAAGUUGUCUCUGUCGGUAGGACGCAGUAUUUCUCUCUGCACGGGAAGACGGGACAUUUAGUGACGGCCGAGAGGAUCGAUAGAGAGCAGCUGUGCCGGCUGGUGGAGCAAUGUGUGCUGCGCUGUGAGCUGAUAGUGGAGGGGGAAAUGAAGUUUUAUAAAAUCGAAGUAGAAGUCACGGACAUCAAUGACAACGCCCCCAGCUUCCGAGAAGCACAAAUAGAACUUAGAACUAGCGAGACGACGGCUCCGGGAUCGCGGUUUCCCCUGGCCGAGGCUCACGACCCGGACUCGGGACAGAAUUCCCUGCAGAGCUACGAGCUGAGCGGCGACGAGCACUUCUCGCUGGCCGUGCAGACGGGCCCCGGCGGGGAUCAGCGUCCCGAGCUGGUGCUGGCGAAGGCGCUGGACCGGGAGGAGGCGGCGUUUCACGAGCUGGUGCUGAGGGCGAGCGACGGCGGCGAGCCGUCCCGGACGGGCACGGCGCGGAUCCGCGUGACGGUGCUGGACGCGAACGACAACGCGCCCGUGUUCAGCCAGGCGGAGUACACGGUGCGUGUGCCGGAGGACGUGCCCGUGGGCUCCACCCUCGUCACCGUCACGGCCACCGACGCAGAUGAGGGGCUGAACGGGCAAGUGAGAUACUCGUUGAAAAAAGUGUCGGACAUGGCAUCGGAUAUUUUCCGUCUGAACGCCGAAACUGGAGAGAUCACGCUAUUGCGAAGCCUGGACUUCGAGGAAGGCAACUACUACGAGCUGGAAGUGCAGGCGCAUGACGGUGGAGGCCUUUUCGACACGGUCAAAGUCACGAUCUCAGUUACAGAUGUCAACGACAACGUGCCAGAGAUUUCCGUGAGGUCGGCGCUGACUGAGAUCUCAGAGGACGCCCCGACGGGGACGGUGGUGGCCCUGCUGCACGUGCACGACCGCGAUUCGGGGGCCAACGGCGAGGUGCGCUGCUCCCUUGACGGGAGCGUCUCGUUCCACCUAGAGAAGUCCUUGGAGGGCUAUUACCGCGUGGUGACAGCGAGAGAGCUGGACCGGGAGCAGGAGUGGGAGUACAACGUGACGGUGCGGGCGGCCGACGGCGGUCGUCCGUCGCUGCAGAGCAGCAGGGUGCUGUGUCUGCGGGUGCUGGACGUGAACGACAACGCGCCGGUGUUCUUGCAGGAGCGCUACAGCGCUCGGCUGCGGGAGAACAACGUGGCGGGCGCGCUGGUGCUGCGGGUGCGGGCGACGGACUCGGACUGGGGGGAGAACGCGCGCGUGCGGUACCGUCUGGGGGAGGGCGGUGUGCGGGGCUCGGCGCUGUCGUCGUACGUGUCGGUGCAGGCGGAGACGGGCGCGCUGUACGCGCUGCGCUCGUUCGAUUACGAGCAGGUGCGCGAGGUGGGGCUGUGGGUUUGGGCGGAGGACGGCGGCUCGCCGGCGCUGAGCAGCAACGUGUCGGUGCGGCUGGUGAUCGUGGACGAGAACGACAACGCGCCGCAGGUGCUGUACCCGCCGGCGGCGGCGGCGGCGGCGGCGUCGGGCUCGGGCUGGGCGGGCGUGGAGCUGGCGGCGCGGUCGAGCGAGGCCGGCGCGCUGGUGGCCAAGGUGGUGGCGGUGGACGCGGACGCGGGUCAGAACGCGUGGCUGUCGUACGAGCUGGCCAAGGCGACGGAGCCGGGGCUGUUCCGCGUGGGGCUGCACAGCGGCGAGGUGCGCACGGCGCGCUCGCCACUGGCCCGCGACGCGGCGCGCCAGAGCCUGGUGGUGCUGGUCAAGGACCACGGGCGGCCGGCGCUGUCGGCCACGGCCACGCUGAGCGUGGUGCUGGCCGACAGCGUGGCCGAGCUGCUGGCCGAGCUGGGCAGCGCGGCGCGGGCCGAGGCGGAGGCGGGGGCGGCCGAGGCGGGCGGCAGCCUGACGCGCUGGCUGGUGCUGGCCGUGGCCGCCGUGUCGUGCCUCUUCGUCGCCUUCCUGCUGCUGCUGCUGGCGCUGCGCCUGCGGCGCUGGCGGCGCUCGCAGCAGCAGCUGCUGGCGGCGGCCAGCGGCGCCUUGCGCGGCGUGCCGGCCACGCACUUCGUGGGCAUCGACGGCGUGCGCGCCUUCCUGCACUCCUACUCGCACGACGUGUCUCUCACGGACGACUCGCGCAAGAGCCACCUCCGCUUCUCGACCGACAGCUGCUGCCACACCCUGCCGGCCCGGCCGCCGCCCGACGAGCCCGCGCCGCUGCUCGGAGACCAGGAACCUGCCGGUGCCCCGCAGGCGGACCCUGCCCCUCUCCCGCAAGUUCAACCCAACAAAGACUGGUACAAAAAGCUGUGCCGUUGCAGGGAGGAGAUUGUGCUUCGAGGUCUAAAUAAAUAA
Chiroxiphia lanceolata (lance-tailed manakin) is the source of this 2596-nucleotide messenger RNA. RefSeq names its product protocadherin gamma-A10-like. Gene Ontology annotation, cellular component: plasma membrane. The transcript has 4 exons. Gene Ontology annotation, molecular function: calcium ion binding. NCBI's taxonomy places the organism in Eukaryota, Metazoa, Chordata, Aves, Passeriformes, Pipridae. The record is from RefSeq and is a predicted model, not a curated record. Gene Ontology annotation, biological process: homophilic cell-cell adhesion. Bases 50 to 2596 code for a protein of 848 amino acids.